CCCUUCUGCUACCAGACGAGGUACUGUGGUCCUGCCGGGGAAGCUUGUGUGCUAUGGAAGCAAACGUGGCUUUUUGCUGUGGGGAGGUGUCGUCGCACCAUUAUUGGGUGGUGGAUAGGGGUACUUAAGAAAGGGAAGAAAAGGAAAGCAAAGGAAUCAGCAUCUCAGAAACCCAAAUUCCCAUAUCUUCCAUCGAAAACAUGGCCACCAUCCAACUCCCCGCCGAAUACGGCUACACCCUCGCCGCCGCCGUCUCCACCUUCUUCGUCGGCUCCUGGCUCGGCAUCCGCGUAACCAAGUUCCGCAAAGCGGCCCGCAUCCCGUACCCGUACGAAUACGCCUCGUACGAGCAAGUCACCUCGGCCUCGCCGGCGCAGUCCAAAGCCAUGGAUACUUUCAACCGCGCGCAACGCGGGCACCAGAACUUCCUCGAGAACCAGGGCUCCGCCGUCGGCGCCAUGCUCAUCGCGGGGCUCCGGUAUCCCGUCGCGAGUGCGGUCUUGGGCGGGAUCUGGAGUUUGGGUAGGGUCGUGUAUGCGUGGGGGUAUACGAGUGGUGGGGAGAAGGGGAGGUAUAGGGGGAUUUUUGGCCAGUUGGCGCAGUAUGUUUUGUAUGGGUUUGCGGUGAAGAGUGUUUGGGAUGUGGUUAGUGGGGCUUGAGAGGUCCGGGGGUAGUAUAUCGGAUGGAGGAAAGUAUGGGGAGUUGAAGAGGGCGGUAUGGAUAUAUAAUGAGGAAGAUGUAAUAAAACGGACAAUCCUGACAAUCCGUUCAGAAAUGAUGAGUCGACGAAAGGAGAGGGAUUCAUUCGCUGAGGAGCAUGAUUUGAUGUAUGAUAUGGGGUACGUACGUAUGUGUGGAAUUGCAAGAGCUUGUGUCCCUAAAAAACGUCCUGCCGCUAUUACCCUGCAGCCUUCAUCCAUUUCUCCAACCUCCAUUCUACAUCUCAACCCAGAAACGCCUAAUCAGACCACUAACUACCCCUUCCACACCGGCGGCCCAGGCAAACUAUGCUCCUUCAACCCAUAGUACCCAU
Messenger RNA from Westerdykella ornata, 1033 nucleotides. RefSeq names its product glutation S-transferase. NCBI's taxonomy places the organism in Eukaryota, Fungi, Ascomycota, Dothideomycetes, Pleosporales, Sporormiaceae. Gene Ontology annotation, molecular function: glutathione peroxidase activity; glutathione transferase activity. Bases 201 to 659 code for a protein of 152 amino acids. The record is from RefSeq and is a predicted model, not a curated record. Gene Ontology annotation, cellular component: nuclear envelope; endoplasmic reticulum; membrane. The transcript has 3 exons.